AUGAUUCCUCUAACGGAAAUUUGUAGUUCUAUUAUUCAAAGAAAUCUACCGACCAAGCUACAAGAUACAGGGAGUUUCAUGAUUCCUUGCUUAAUUGGCACUUCUACUUCUCUUAAUUGUCUUUGCGAUUUAGGUGCAAGUAUAAAUCUAAUGUCGUUAUGUCUUUUCAGGAAAAUAUAUGGAAACCAACCGAUAAAACAAACUUCCAUGAUGCUCCAAUUGGCCGACCAUUCACUCAAGAGACCGCACGGGGUUGCGGAAGACGUGCUAGUAAAAGUGGGCAAGUUCAUCUUUCCGGUGGACUUUGUUGUGCUUGAUUAUGCGGUCGACAAAGAUUGCCCCAUAAUUCUUGGACGUCCUUUUUUAAAUACGGGGCGAGCAUUGGUUGAUAUUAAUGCGGGGAAGAUAACAUUGAGAAUGAAUGAUGAGAGCAUGGAGUUCGAUAUCAAGCAUGGAAAAAACAAGUGUGAGUAG
Molecule: messenger RNA, 474 nt
Organism: Mercurialis annua (annual mercury)
Lineage: Eukaryota; Viridiplantae; Streptophyta; Magnoliopsida; Malpighiales; Euphorbiaceae
Exons: 1
Coding region: 1-474 (157 amino acids)
Source: RefSeq, a predicted model, not a curated record